AUGUCCGGGGAAAAGAGGACGAUUCGUAUAGAUGUGGUGGCCAACCAGCCUGUUAAACUGGGACCUGUCUCUGACCCUCCAAACCCAGUUGUUUCCUACAGCGAGGACAUUGCCAGCCGAACCUUGGUUAAGAAUAUGACACUGAGGAUAAUGGAUUUGUAUGGCAACCCAGCGGGGCAGGACCUGGGAGGGAAGGUGAUCAUCACUAUAAAGUCCUCAGAUGGAGAGAGAAACAAAAGCUUCCCUCUUUUUGAAAGAGGAGGAAGAAGCCUUGCAAUUAACUUAGUUGAGGGCAAGGCCCACAUCCCUAGGCUGGCUAUCAGGGAGAAUAGCCCCGGUGACAAUAGCAGCACCUACAUCCUUGUUUUCAAACCUGAAGUGUCUGUCCAUCUCAUAACCCUGACUGCUUUUGAGCUCCCCUUCCUUUUUUACAAUGACUCACAAAACCAGCAAAAAAUGUCUGAACUGACCAGGAAAAAAGAUGAGCUCAGCAGUGCUAUUGAGAAAUAUAACGAAACAUUGCGUACAUACAAGGAGCUCCUUGAUUUGCUGACGGUUAAAAACGAGCUGCGCCAGAGGAAAGUGACAAUCCCUCAUCCCAUAUCUGCACAACAUAUUGAUACACUAAUAAAAAAGAAGACUACUGAAGCAGAAGCAAUUCAGAAAGUGUCCCGACGAGUUUUCUCCGUCCGUGACAACUUUAGGGGACAGGCAGAUGUUUUGGGAAUGGUUGGCCACCUGGCUCUCGUGCAGGAUGAUGCCGCUGCGUGGGUCAUCUCCUGGCACAUCAGAGGUGAUAUGGACUGUGUCAUCACCAAAACAACAAAAACAGCGCGGCGGAUCUCUCAUGACACGCAGGGCAGGCAGCAGGUCAUGGCCCUCGACAGCGUGCUUGUGCCACCAGGAAAAAGGUACGUGGAAGAUGUAUUUUAUUAGUGUUGGCGUCUAACUGACGUGUGAUGAAGAUGUAUGUGUCCUUUUAUUAAAGUCUUUCCUUUUUAAGCCCUUUCCUUCCCAAAGUCUCUCAAAAACAGUAAUUUAGAGCUCUUGUGGCAGCUCCAUUUUGAACAGGCUGCUUGAAAGUCAGCUAGAAUAAUAUCGAACUAUAUCAAUGUAUGCUUUGAACCUUGGGAGUCUGGAAAUACGUUUUUCUCCAAAAUAGCCACAUUUAGUGUACAGUGUAACACUCUGUAAACACAGGUGGUCUCUCACUUUAGUUUGCUAUAAAAAUAAUGGUGACUGUAAUUAUUAGCACAUAUAAGGCUCCAUCCUGCUGCUCUUUGUUGGGGCUGUUUGGACACUAAUGAGAUUUACUUAACGACCAGCUGCUGCAGGUUUUUGCCAGUUUUUGCAAAGCUAGUGAUUUAAGGGCACAUCCCUCUUUUAUAAGAC
Messenger RNA from Haplochromis burtoni (Burton's mouthbrooder), 1392 nucleotides. RefSeq names its product structural maintenance of chromosomes flexible hinge domain-containing protein 1. Gene Ontology annotation, molecular function: ATP binding; protein binding. Lineage: Eukaryota; Metazoa; Chordata; Actinopteri; Cichliformes; Cichlidae. Gene Ontology annotation, cellular component: chromosome. The record is from RefSeq and is a predicted model, not a curated record. Gene Ontology annotation, biological process: chromosome organization; double-strand break repair.